AUGGUUAGGUUUUCAUGUUUCCAAGCUCACGUCCAUUGCCCCAAACCUAAGAAAACUCUUCAACCUUCAGUUGAAGCAAUGCAUAAAACAUUACAAGUUUGUUCUCAAAAUCAAGCUUUGAAGAACUCAUCUGGCAAAACAAGCUUAAACCUAUCACAGACAGAAGGAAUUUCUCAAGUUAAUAGCAGUUUAAAGCAUGUAUCUUCUCUUGAAGCUGAUUGGAAAUCAGGUGAUAUGGAAAGCAGCUUCAUUAAAGAAAGUGACCUCAAGGUUACUCAGACAGGGCGCAUUAUAAAGAGUAGGUCACUAGGAAGUGCAUUAUACCUGAAGGGGAGGGCUUCUGCUAACAAUGCCGCCGAGGAUGAGACUGAUCAAGGAAUUUCUUGUGAUGGUUCUCAGGAUCCCAAUGGAUUGGUGGUACCAGAUGGAAGUAGGGACAGAGGAGAGAGCACACCUGAACAAUGUCAGACAAGUCCUACAUCAGACUAUUGUCAGGUACGUUCUGGAAUUGUCAAUAAUGAAUCAAUUUUCUCAAUCGGAGAACCAUUACAUACAGAAAAGGAAGGCCCUGAAAAUUCUGAUACUCCACCAUCUGGAGAGUUUGGUAUUGACUCUGGUGACCAUACACCUCGUGCCCCACAAGGGCUUGUUAAAUCACAUUCUUUUGCAAACAUCAGUGCUUGUUCUCCGACUACCGAGGGGCAUUCUCCUAUUAACUGUUUACCAGUGCAUUCAAGAUCUUCUGAGGACCUACAUGUCUUAGGCAUACAACGGAAAGGGAUAUCAGUUCAUGAGUCUGAAAUUCAGGUAAUACAAGAAAAGGAUGAUGAUAUCGGGGGUAAAUCUGAGAACCGUAAUUUUGAAAACUCCAUUGAUGAUGGUUAUGAUUCCUGUAACUACUCUGGUUGUGCAAAGGACUGGAUAGUGCCAGCUACAGAUGAGGUACGCACGGAGAAAAACCUCCAAGGAGAAUCCUCAGUUCAAAGUUGGAAUGAAUUGCCAAGCAAGGAUUUUAGGGUUAAGCGCAUUGAGGAAUGGGUUAAUAAUCUUCAGCAUAGCAGCCCGUUGGAAGAAACAAAUGAAUUGCCCCAAUCUAAUGAUCAGGUGAAGAGAGACUCCAGUGAUUCAAAUGGUUUGGUUGCUGCUAAGACGGAUGCUAAAGUCACUCCUGGCAUGGAAGCUGCUAAAAGAUAUAUAUCUUCUUUGAGUGCAGCUGCCACCACAGCUCACCUGGCAAAUCAUGGACUAGUAGUGAUCCCAUUUCUUAGUGCUUUUGUAAAUCUGAAGGUGGUCAAUUUAUCUGGAAAUUCCAUAGUGAGGAUAACUGCUGGUGCUCUUCCUAGAGGACUUCAUAUGUUGAAUCUGUCGAAAAACAAUAUUUCUACCAUUGAAGGUUUGCGUGAACUCACAAGACUUCGUGUCCUGGACCUGAGCUACAACAGGAUUUUGAGAAUUGGACAUGGCCUAGCUUCUUGUUCCUCUCUAAAGGAGUUGUACUUGGCUGGAAACAAAAUCAGUGAGGUGGAGGGUCUUCAUCGCCUCUUAAAACUGACCGUUCUGGAUCUGCGUUUUAACAAAAUCUCGACAGCAAAGUGCCUAGGUCAGCUUGCAGCUAACUACAACUCCUUGCAAGCCAUCAGCUUGGAAGGAAACCCAGCUCAGAAGAAUGUUGGAGACGACCAAUUGAAGAAGUAUCUGCAAGGACUUCUUCCCCACAUGGCUUACUACAACAGGCAGCAGAUCAAGAAUGGCACUCUGAAGGAUGCUGCAGAUCGGUCCGUGCGGUUAGGCAUUAGUAACCACCAGUUUGAUCGUGGCCUUAGACCAGAUCACAAGGCUCCAAGGAAGGCUAGCCACGGUAUAUCAUCUCACAGGCCAUCAACUUCAUCAACUCACGGCCAUGGAAAUCAAUCUGUAGUGCCGCUGAAGAAGUCCAGGGCUCGUCAUGGGCACCUCCCUCCCAGUGGAACUAAAGCAUCGACACAUAGUCGACAUCACUACUUUGAUUUGGGCAGCAAACUUAUGAACCUCAAACAGGACCUCUCCAUGCGCAGGAGUCGGAGCGAGGGAACCAUGGCAGCUAUGUGA
Messenger RNA from Prunus armeniaca (apricot), 2088 nucleotides. The record is from the annotation of a GenBank genome assembly. Lineage: Eukaryota; Viridiplantae; Streptophyta; Magnoliopsida; Rosales; Rosaceae.